Drosophila sulfurigaster albostrigata is the source of this 5052-nucleotide messenger RNA. It is a transcript of the gene HDAC4, whose product is annotated as histone deacetylase 4. Gene Ontology annotation, cellular component: histone deacetylase complex. Lineage: Eukaryota; Metazoa; Arthropoda; Insecta; Diptera; Drosophilidae. Gene Ontology annotation, biological process: chromatin organization; negative regulation of transcription by RNA polymerase II. Gene Ontology annotation, molecular function: histone deacetylase activity. The record is from RefSeq and is a predicted model, not a curated record.
AGUCUGAAAAGUCCGACAAAGAGGUCGGUCGGAGACGGUUGUUUCUUCUUUUGCCUCGCUCAACAAAUAAAAUUGACACAAAAAAUUCAAUUGAGCUAGAAAAGGAGUCUCGUUCGAGCUAGAAACUGGUGUGAACAGCUGUUGUUGCACUAGUGUUGGGUAACUUUUUGUUGUUGUUUUUUUUGUGUGUGUUUCUAUUUCAUUUUUUUUAUGUUAUUUUACCAACGAGCUACGCGUGUAGUAAAGUGGCAGCCGUAUCAACAACAACAGCAGCAGCAACAACAACAAUUGUCGCAGUGGUAAAAAAGCAAGUGUGAAAAAUACCAGCCAAAAGCUGACCAAAUUGUGGGCGAAACAAAAUAAAACAAAAAAAAAAUUUAAAAUUAAAUAAAAUUACCAGCAGAUGUACAUACAUUUAUAUGUACAAUUUUAGUUGUGGUAGUACUAAUAAUAUUACUAGUACUAAAAAUGCGAAUCUGUUUGUGAAUAUUGUGAAGUGACAAAAUAAAAAAAAAAUUAAAAAAAAACUUUUUAAACGUACACACAGUCAGCACUCAUACAAACGAAUACAAAAAGUCGUGGAUUCGUCGUCGUCGCUGCUUUGGUGUGUUUGUGUGCGCACACGUACACAUGCAUAUAUACAAGUGAGCUCCUCUAGUUGCCACCGAGCGAACGCGAAAGAAAGAGCGAGAGAGCAGUCGUUGUCUUUAGUUUCUGUGUUGCUUUUAUUUUUGCCAGAGUAUUUAUUUUUGUGUGCGUGUGUGUGUGCGAGUGUGUUUUUUUUAUAAUAAUUUUCGCAUUGUGAAAAGUUUUUUUUUUGUUCAACACACACACAUACAAGUUUGGAAAAGCGUGCGUUCGUGUGCGUGUGAGUCGUCGCGCGCGUUGGCAGCAGCAGAAUUAAACACAACAAAUAGAAAAACAACAACAGCAGCAAAAAUAAAAUCAACAACAUUUAUAGGCCCGACGAGCAGUUCGCGCCACUUUGAAGAGAACUCCUCCCCCCUCCAUGCAAAAUGUCUAGUCCUGACGAUAGAAUACCAAUACAUGAUCUGCCGCCGGAAGCAGGAAAUGAUGAGCGACAUUUGCGCAUAACGCCGAGCAGUUUAUCGCUCGACUUUAAGCCUCAUCAAGUCGACAUUGAUCAACAGAUCCUGGAGCUGAAGAAGAGUCAGGAGCUGCAGAAACAGCGUCUGUUCCACACGUAUCAGGAGCAGACGAAGCAAAUGGAACUGGAGCAUAAAAUGCAACUGGAGCACAAAUAUCAUGAAUUGCGGGAACAGAGCAUGGUUACGGCCGCCGCUGCUGUCGAGGAGCAGCAUCGCCAGCAGCAGCAGCAGCAACAACAACAACAGCAGCAGCAGCAGCAGCAGCAACAACAACAGCAGCGGGAGCGAAGGGAACGAGAAGUGAUGAAGCGCAAGGAGAAUUGCAGCGCCAAUGCGAGUCCCGAAGUCAAACAGAUUCUCAGUUGCUUUCUCAUGAGCCGCAAGUCGCAGGCGGUGGCACCAAAUGGCACAACAACAACAUCGCCCUAUCGCAAUCGCGGUGUGGUGAAGAGCUCCUCGGGUGAAUCGCUGCCAGCGGGGACGGUAACAAGUGCACAUCCUUAUAAAAUACCUCAGCCGCCUCCCUCACUGCUCAAAUAUGAAUCUGAUUUUCCGCUGCGCAAGACGGCAUCGGAGCCGAACCUGCUGAAGAUACGGCUAAAGCAGAGCGUGAUCGAGCGGAAGGCUCGCAUCGGCGGCCCAGCGGGGGCGAGACGUCACGAGCGGUUGCUCCAGGCUCAUCGUAGACAUCAAAAGAACUCUGUUCUCACAAACUGCAACAGCACGCCGGAUUCGGGACCCAAUUCGCCGCCCUCGUCCACAUCGCUGUCGGUGGGCGUGGUGGGGAGUCGCGGCUCACCGACCAGCGCUCCCAUCCAGGAGGAGAACGAGGAGGGCAGCCAAUACCAGCCGGGACAGCGCAGCAACAUCAACGAUCUGCCGCUGUUCAGUUCACCCUCGCUGCCGAACAUCUCGCUGGGUCGACCGCAUUUAACCAAUCAAUCGCAGGCGGGCCAGACCAACUAUGCCAUCUUCGCUCAACUGCGUCAGCAUGCGGCCGCCGCCGCCGCAGCCGCUGCAGCAGCGGGCGCAUCUGCAGCCGGCGGUGCACCGCCGCCGGGCGUUGGCGGCGUUGUCGGCACACCGCCCACCUACUACAGUCCAUUGUCGAUGCCCUUCGGUCGUCAGGCGGCGGCAGCGCCACCGUUGGCCAUGAUGCCCGCCACGGGAAUUGCGCCGCAACCGUCGCCGGUGGUGCGUUCGGCAUCGGCCACAUCGACAUCCUCGUCGCAGGCCUCGCUUGUGGGCGAUGUGGCACCGCCGCAAGCCCAUGCCGCCUCCACCAUACUGUCCUCGUCCUCGUCCUACAUGCAGCAGUUGAGCAGUGUGGCUGGUGUCACUGGCGCCUCGGCGGUCAAUCUGCAUGCGGCUGUGGCUGCGGCCGCAGCCGCCGCUGGCAAUUUGCCGCCCACAAACAGCCACAGUCAUAGCCACAGCCACGCCCACGCCGCCACACUCUACGGGCAUCAGCAGCAGCACAACGCACACACGCACGGACAUCCCCAUGGUGGUCAUGUGCCCAUCACGGACGCACAGGUGGCCCAGGUGCAUCUGCACAAGCAGGGACACCGUCCGCUGGGACGCACACAGUCCGCCCCGUUGCCCCUGGGGCAUCCGAUGCUGACGGGCGCGGGGCAACUGAAUGUGGCGCAGACGCACUACGAGAACAGCGAGGCGGAACGUCAGGCGUAUGAGCAUCAGGUGCUCACCCAGAAACUGCGGCAAACGGUGCUGACGCGCAGCGGAGCCGCCGCCGCAGCCGUUGCCAGUCGUGAGCCGCAGCUGCGCGAGGAGGAGGACGACACGGCUGCCGAGGUGAUGGAUCUCACCGACAAGAAGAAACCGCCCAAAACGGUGCUCACGAGCACCAUUGCCACCAGCACCUCACAGAAUCUGCCCGACGCCUUGGCCGCUGCGGUCGCCGCUGCUGACUCGUAUCGAGUGGGCGUCGGCGGCAAGUCGAGCAAGCAACGGGAUCAGGAGUAUCUGCAGCAGCAGCGCGAGCUGCUCUAUCUGCAGGAGGCCAAGGGACUGUUGCGUCCGCUGUCGCGCACCCUGAGCAGUCCGCUGGUGCCGCUGGGACCGCACGGUCUCAGCCAGAUACCGGACACCGGUCAGCAGCCGACACCGAUAGCGACGUCAUCGUCGGCCGAUCACAUACCGCCCGUGAAUCUAACGUUGCCGCACAAGCGUCAUCUGCUGGGCAGCGCCUAUGCCGCCCAGCUGCGCCAGCAGCAACAGCAGCUGGUCGUGGAGAGCGCCUCGCCGCACAAGCGCAUCACCACGGGUCUCGCCUACGAUCCGCUGAUGCUGAAGCACACCUGCAGCUGUGGCGACAAUGCCCCGCAUCCCGAGCACAGCGGCCGCCUGCAGAGCGUCUGGGCGCGUCUCAACGAAACGGAUCUGGUGAAGCGUUGCGAUCGCUUGCGAGCACGCAAGGCCACGCAGGAGGAGCUGCAGACGGUGCACACGGAGGCGCAUGCGAUGCUCUUUGGCUCCAAUCAGGGUCAGCUGAGUCGUCCCAAACUCGAGUCAGCGUUGUCCGCGAGCUUUGUGCGCUUGUCGUGCGGCGGCGUUGGCGUCGAUCUGGAUACCACCUGGAAUGAGAUGCACACGGCGACAGCGGCUCGCAUGGCCGCCGGGUGUGUCAUCGAUUUGGCCUUCAAGACGGCCAAGGGUGAUUUGCGCAACGGUUUCGCCGUCGUCCGUCCGCCUGGCCAUCAUGCCGAGGCCAAUCUAGCCAUGGGCUUCUGUUUCUUCAACUCGAUCGCCAUUGCGGCGAAACUGUUGCGUCAACGCGUGCCCGAAAUGAAGCGCAUCCUCAUCGUUGACUGGGAUGUGCAUCAUGGCAAUGGCACACAGCAAGCAUUCUACCAAAGUCCCGACAUUCUAUAUCUUUCCAUACAUCGACACGAUGACGGCAACUUCUUUCCCGGCACCGGUGGCCCCACAGAGUGCGGCGCCGGUGCUGGUGUCGGCUACAACGUGAACAUCUCAUGGUCCGGCGCACUGAAUCCACCGCUGGGCGAUGCCGAAUAUAUCGCUGCAUUCCGUACUGUUGUGAUGCCCAUUGCCAAGUUCUUCAAUCCGGACAUUGUGCUUGUCUCGUCCGGUUUCGAUGCGGCCACCGGACACCCCGCCCCGUUGGGCGGUUAUCAUGUCUCGCCUGCGUGCUUCGGCCUGAUGACGCGUGAACUGCUUCAGCUGGCCAAUGGCAAGGUGGUGCUUGCCCUCGAGGGUGGCUAUGAUUUGGCGGCCAUCUGUGAUUCGGCGCAGGAGUGUGUGCGCGCUCUGCUCGGCGAUCCUGUCUCGCCGAUAGCUCAAAGCGAACUCGAGCGUCCGCCGUGUCAGAAUGCCAUCAAUACGCUACAGAAAACCAUUGCCAUACAGCAAACACAUUGGCCCUGCGUUCGAUUGCUGGAGCAUACGGUCUGUUUGUCGGCGCUGGAGGCACUCAAGAUUGAGCACGAUGAAUCUGAAACGGUCAAUGCCAUGGCCGGCCUCUCCAUGCAAUCGCUACACAGAACACUUUCGCGAGAUGAUUCCGAGGAGCCAAUGGAUCAGGAUGAAACCAAAUAGUGGAUAUGGAUGUCGAUGUGGAUGUAGAUGUGAAGAAUGCCGAUGACGAUGAUGAUGAGGAUGAUGCCGAUGCCUGCUCAACGCACUCUAGUUAUUGUUGUAGUUUAAUUGUUGUUGUUUAUUGUUGUUGAUGUCAUUUUGUUGUCGUCGCCAACGACGUCGUCGUCGCAGUCGCUGUCACCGUCGCCGUCUGUGUCAUCAAUCAUGAACCGCGGACGCGCGCUCGUCAGUUCCUCGUCGGUCACGCUCUCACUCACUCUUUUAGCUAGCUGUCUGUAUUGUAAACUCACCAUACACACACCACACACCACACCACGCGCACAACAACACACUCCAAACCCACACACCAGACACACAAAAAACA